Molecule: messenger RNA, 871 nt
Organism: Psylliodes chrysocephalus
Lineage: Eukaryota; Metazoa; Arthropoda; Insecta; Coleoptera; Chrysomelidae
Source: the annotation of a GenBank genome assembly
GUUGGAAUGCCUAAUUGACAGUAGACAAUAAUUAUUCCAAUCAGCUGACAGAACAGAACCUUCUGUCUAUCAUUGUCAUACAAACAAUAGUCAAAAAAUGGCUCCAGAAGAAAAAAAUUAAAAAAUAACCAAAAAAUGAGUCAUGGAACUUGGUCAAAAUCUAAACCAGUGGUUAGCAACAAAUCUGAAACGUCUGUAGUGUCGAUCAAACAAUCGGUCCUGCCAUCACAUCGAAACACCCACGAUCAAUGCCAAUCUCAAUCCAAAGUUCCAAACCGCGAAUACGCUAAAAGCGAGAAACGUGUCAAAGAUGAUACCAAGAUGAAGGUGGAUUUAAAGGUGGCCAUUUUGGAUAAACGAUACCCGCGAAUUAUACUUACUCGGGAUCAGGUGCGUCUGUUGGAAGACAAACUAGUGGAAGCUUUAGAGACCGGACCGGCUUCCAGUGUAAAUUUGAGAUUCGACGGAACUGAUUUCAACGAGGGUAUAAUGUGGUUAUCUUGCGCCAACGAAGCCACAAAAAACUGGCUCAAAGACAGAGUAACGUUGUUCGGCAACCUUUGGGAAGAUUCGCAAUUAUCGGCCGUCGACUCCAAAAAUAUUCCCAAAAGAUACAAAAUACGCAUCAUUUUGAAAGACAGUGACGACGAAUCCGAUAUCAGAAAUCGUCUUCUGCGUCAAAAUUCCGGAUUGAACGUCAAAGACUGGUUCAUGCUGGAGAGAUGCAUUGAAGGUGACGAUUUGAUAAUAAAUUAUUCCGUGGACGAAGAAGCUUUACGGUCUUUGGAAAAGUUGGAGUUUAAAGUCUACUACAAAUUGGGAAGGGUGACUAUUAAAGUUUUGGACUAUGAUAAAGGUUACUAAGAGAGAU